Messenger RNA from Cheilinus undulatus (humphead wrasse), 2138 nucleotides. RefSeq names its product telomeric repeat binding factor a (gene terf2). Gene Ontology annotation, cellular component: chromosome, telomeric region; shelterin complex; nucleus. The record is from RefSeq and is a predicted model, not a curated record. Gene Ontology annotation, biological process: protection from non-homologous end joining at telomere; telomeric loop formation; regulation of telomere maintenance via telomerase. The transcript has 13 exons. Lineage: Eukaryota; Metazoa; Chordata; Actinopteri; Labriformes; Labridae. The coding region runs from base 149 to 1972 and encodes 607 amino acids. Gene Ontology annotation, molecular function: G-rich strand telomeric DNA binding; double-stranded telomeric DNA binding; telomerase activity.
UCUACGAUUGACACGCGAUCUUUGUGACGUCGACCCACUGUCGAAGCGUUGCCUGUCAGACUAACAACAGGGUCCAAUAAACUACUUCACGCCGUACCCGCCUUUAUGGUCUUAAUCCCUCUUCCUGCUUCCGAGGGCAUGUGUUAACAUGGCGGCAAAGGAGACUGUAAAAAGUCCCCAAAAAGAAGUUGAAGCCAUUGUGAACCGUUGGUUGGUGGAGUAUUAUUAUUCCUGUUUAAUAGAGCUGUUUAAAAAGGACCAGUACGAUGACUUCUGCGGCGUUAGAUGUAUCGUUGAAGGUGUGUUGGCCCGUCCUUUACAGACCACUGAUGUCAUGCCAACGAAGCUCAGAAUACUGCAGUUUCUCUCACGGAUAAAUGAAGGGGAAAAACUUGACUUGAUGUUUGAUACUGACCAGUCAGCAACUCCUCUGGAAUCAGCCUUAGCCAUUCUGGAAGUUAUGAAUGAAGAAAACAUUGUUUCAACACAGGAUUUCAAGAAGGUCAGCACUUCACUGAAAGAGAUGAUUGUAGGGAUUCUCAUUAAAAAUGAAGAGUUUGACAAAGCAAAAGAGGUGCUGACCAAUCACUUCCCCAAAAAAAUGGUUGGCAAGAAAGCCAUUUUCACGGGCCUCAUCAGACAGAAGAGUAAAACACAUGAAGUCAUUGAGAAACUUGACUACAAACAGUUCCGGGGAGAGAUGGUGGCCUUUUGUGAAAGACUCUGUCCAACAAGUGUUCCCUUUCUCCAACAGGCUGCAAAUCGGCUUGUUAAUGAAAGGAAGGAAAAAGAAGACGACAAGGCAUCGAGUAUCACUGAACAAGAUGAACCUGGGCCAUCCUCACCUCAUCCUACAAACAUCAUCGAGCUUGUUCCAUGUAAACACACGAUCAUCCUGAAGACGAGGCUUGAGGCAGCCUACUUGGCUUUGUCUGUAGGUUCAGAUGAGAGGACGUUUGCUCAGCUGGAGGAAGAGGUGCAAAGAGAGACAAAUUCAGAGUGUCUCUCCCUCAACCCCUCAUGUUCUCCAGAGAGGAGCUCCAGUCAAGACUCGGAGCAGAAUCAACUGUUUCAGAGAGACUCAGGCAGCCCAAUGGAGGGAUCCCCAGCAGACCAGCCCCCACAGGUAGACUCCUUAUCUCAACCACCAGCAGGUUCACUGUCAAAGACACCUGAAGUGACAAGGAACAGGCGGUUGCCUUAUAAUCUGGCACGGCUAGUGGUCGAGCCAGACAGCCAGGGGAGCUCACAAAGUACAUCAGCUCUUCAGGACCUGCAGGUUGAGUUAAGAACAGAAGAGCCAUCACAGUCAGCAGCUAGCAGCAAUCAAGAAAAUGGCAACAGAGCCUCAACAAGUUUGGCGGAGUCAUCGGCUGAAAUUGUGGAUUACUCCCCUGAUGAAGUCCAUGACAGGGCAAACAGAUCACAACACAGUCACUCCAAGACGUUUAAGAGGAUUUCAUCAGAUUUGGAAGAAGAAGAUAUACAGGAUUUGUCAUCACCUUUUAAAACACCUCAUAAAGGACCAGCCAGGGAUCCUCAGAGCAAGGAUCAAGGGAAAGGAAGUGUCAUCCACAUCGCGGACACUUCAUUGGACAGCUCACCCAGUCUGUUUCCUCUUCAUCCCAUCCCUCAAACAAGCUCCACCCCUCAGAGGGACGAAGGACCUGCCAGCAAAAAAUGGAAAAAACUGUACCAUAAUGCAAAGGAGAGUAAGGAAACAUGGAGCGAUGAGGAGUCGUACUUCAACACAAAAACAAAAAGCAAACCACAAGAUGUGAGCACUGUUUCAAGUUCUGGCCAGAGGAAGAGGAUGUGGACUGAUGUCGAGACACAGAAGUUAAGAGAAGGAGUCAAAAAGUUUGGAGAGGGCAACUGGAGUAAAAUCAAGGAUUACUUUGGUUUCAAGGAAAGAACAAACGUCCAGCUGAAGGACAGAUGGAGAACAAUGAAGAAGUUGCACAUGGUUUAAGUGGUUCAAAUGUGUGAACAAGUUUUGCUUAUGGACUUAAGACUGCAUAUUUCUAUUUGUAUAUAUUUUCCAAGUCCACUAUAAUUUGAAUUUUGAGAAAUGCUAAUGGUUAAAUUUGCAGGAUUAGUAGUCCCUGUGUUCUAAAUAAAACUGCAGUGUUUCCAAA